This is a messenger RNA of Ostertagia ostertagi, 255 nucleotides long. NCBI's taxonomy places the organism in Eukaryota, Metazoa, Nematoda, Chromadorea, Rhabditida, Trichostrongylidae. The record is from the annotation of a GenBank genome assembly.
AUGACUCGAAUUCCGCUUACGCUUCAGCAGUAUUCUGAUUGUUCGGCAACUGUAGCUAGAUUGGGAAUCAAUGCUCUUCACAUCAAGCUUCGCGCCACUGGUGGUACAAAGACCAAGACUCCUGGCCCUGGUGCGCAAGCAGCUCUACGAGCUCUGGCCCGCAGUGGAAUGAAGAUCGGACGUAUUGAAGAUGUUACUCCUAUUCCUUCAGAUCAAACCAGACGAAAGGGAGGACGCAGAGGACGUCGUCUCUAA